AUGUGGGAAAAGCGAGUGUUGCUCGAAGCGACAGACGAGGUCUGCCUUGAGCAUACAUCGAAGUAUUCGCUGCUGGUGAAAGAGGUCGAGCCGAAGUGGCAUGAUGUGCGAUUCAAUGGCACGUUCUUGCACGAGAACGUGUAUCGGCAGAGCGCUGGGCCGGAGGUCGAUGCGGCGUGGGAAGCUCUCGGGGUUGAUUACCGACCAAUCGUCGUCCCGCUCGAGGAGGCUGAAAAGACUGGACUUCGCCGUGAUCAGGUGAGAGUGGAAGAUAUACAUGGCGGCGGGUUCGUCGCGAACGUGGAAGGACUGCACCACUUGCAUUGCUUGAACAUCCUGCGCAAGUCGCUCCGCUGGAACUACGAGUACUACCUGACGGAGAAGAAGCCACCGUUCUCGAACAGCGAAGAUAUUGUGCGUAUACACGUCACGCACUGUCUGGACAUCUUGCGGCAACAACUGAUGUGUGUGCCGGAUAUUGGCGUUCUUGGACAGGUGUGGUAUAAGCUGGAGAGCAUGCCGCAGCCGAUGCCGUUCGUCGAUUUCAACACAGAGCAUCGGUGCCGAGACUUCGAGGGCGUGCGAGCGUGGGCAGAAAGGCAUCAGCUGCCGGAUGAGAGGGAGGUGGAUCUGGAGCAUUUCUACCGAAUGCCGGGGCCGGGGGAUACGAUAUAUUCGGCGAUACCGUAG
Messenger RNA from Paraphaeosphaeria sporulosa, 690 nucleotides. RefSeq lists its product as uncharacterized. Gene Ontology annotation, biological process: mycotoxin biosynthetic process. Bases 1 to 690 code for a protein of 229 amino acids. The transcript has 4 exons. The record is from RefSeq and is a predicted model, not a curated record. NCBI's taxonomy places the organism in Eukaryota, Fungi, Ascomycota, Dothideomycetes, Pleosporales, Didymosphaeriaceae.